Trichoderma virens Gv29-8 is the source of this 417-nucleotide messenger RNA. RefSeq lists its product as uncharacterized. Gene Ontology annotation, biological process: intracellular copper ion homeostasis; copper ion transmembrane transport. The record is from RefSeq and is a predicted model, not a curated record. Gene Ontology annotation, molecular function: copper ion transmembrane transporter activity. Lineage: Eukaryota; Fungi; Ascomycota; Sordariomycetes; Hypocreales; Hypocreaceae. Gene Ontology annotation, cellular component: plasma membrane. The transcript has 2 exons. The coding region runs from base 1 to 417 and encodes 138 amino acids.
AUGGCUAUGAUGUUCUUCACCUCUACAAGCACGCCUCUUUGGUCCUCGGCUUUUACACCUACCACUACUGGGCAGUACGCCGGAGCAUGCAUAUUUCUUAUAGCUUUCACUGUGGUGUUUCGUAUCUUGCUGGCAUUGCGAUUCAACAUGUACAAGGUAGUGGCCGCGGCCAAAAUGAGGCGUGGUGGUGGUCUUCUCCAGUCGGACAUGACCGAAAUCAAAUCGACGCCCCGACCUUGGAGGGCCAGCGAGGCUAUCAUGUCGGGUGCGCUAGACGCAGUGAUUGCGGGAGUGAGUUAUCUGCUUAUGGUAGCAGUUAUGACGAUGAAUGUUGGCUACUUCAUGUCGAUACUUGGUGGUGUGUUCUUGGGCAGCGUGCUCUGCAGUCAUUUGACAGGCAACACCGGGGGCCAUUGA